CAGAAUUCAUCCAACGGCAUCUACAAAGUUCAAGGUCUAUUGUGAAAUGGAAACAGAUGAUGGUGGUUGGACAGUGAUCCAAAGUAGAUUUGAUGGCAGUACAGACUUUUACAAAGGAUGGACUGCUUAUGAAGACGGUUUUGGGAAUCUUGAACAUGAGUUUUGGCUUGGAAAUGCAAAAAUUCACAAUAUAGUCUCAACUGGUGAAUAUGAACUUCGAGUAGAUUUGGAGGAUUUUGAAGGAAAUAGUGCAUGGGCUAAAUACACUAAAUUUUUCAUCGGAGACGCAACAACAAACUAUAGAUUGGAAAUAAGUGGUUACAUGACGUCAAGUACUGCCGGAGAUAGCCUUAUAUACCAUAACGGAAUAAUGUUUUCUACGUACGACAGAGAUAAUGACAUUGCUUUUAAAAAUUGUGCAGUUGCGUAUGGAGGAGCAUGGUGGUACAAUAGGUGUCACCAUUCUAGUCUAAAUGGAGAAUACCUAUCGGGAAUAACGUCAUCUCACGCUGUUGGGCUCUCUUGGCUUGAUUGGAAAGGGCACUAUUAUUCCCUUAAAUCAACAAGACUAAUGAUAAAGAAACUGUGAUCACCUGACGUUAUCACAUGGUUACAAAAACAAAUCACAUUUUUGAAAGGGAUAAUAAUAGACUUAUUUCAAAACUGUGUU
Molecule: messenger RNA, 670 nt
Organism: Mytilus trossulus (common blue mussel)
Lineage: Eukaryota; Metazoa; Mollusca; Bivalvia; Mytilida; Mytilidae
Product: ryncolin-1-like
Exons: 4
Coding region: 47-589 (180 amino acids)
Source: RefSeq, a predicted model, not a curated record